AUGAAGUUUAUCAUAUACGCAGACGAACAACAAGGAAUCUUUAAAGAGAUUAUGAAGGCGGUUAGAGGUCAGAAAGGAGGAGUCUUCUUCCUCCAUGGCUACGGGAGCACAGGCAAAACUUACAUGUGGCAGACACUCGCAAGUGCUCUAAGGGCUAAGCACGACAUUUACAUAACCGUUGCAACAAGUGGUAUAGCGUCCUUGCUAUUACCAGGAGGGAGAACGACACAGUCAAGGUUCAAGAUACUUGUCCCUAUGUUGGAUAACUUAACAUGCAAUAUUCCUUACCAUGAUGUAGCCGCAGAUCUACUACGGCAUGCGAAGUUGAUAAUUUGGAACGAGGCUCUUAUGGCAAACAAAUGGUGCUUUGAAGCACUUGAUAAGACAUUGAAAGAUCUAAUGAGUGUUGCUAGAAACUCAAACUAUGUUUUUGGUGGUAAGGUUGUCGUUUUCGGUGGAGACUUUAGACAAAUUUUGCCCGUAAUACUGAGGGGAUCGAGAUUAGACAUUAUUGCACGCAAUCAUAAACGCUUCCUACAUCUGGCACUCUGUCAAGAAGAAGGAAGACUGGGAGGUCCAAAUGACGGAACAACAGAGAUAGAUUUUCCACCAGACUUCCUCGAUAAUUACCGUGACUACAACUACAUGAAGAACAUGGCUAUUUUAGCGUCAACCAUCGAUAUGGUAGACAAAAUAAAUGAUCAUGUCUUAGCAUUGAUGCCAGGUGAUUUGAGGGAUUAUUACAGCAGUGACGCUGUGGAUCAUUCAGAAAUACAUGACAAGGACAUGCUUGAUGUCCUCACUCCCGAGUUUUUGAGCUCUUUAAAAAAUUCCCGUUUGCCUAACCAUCAUAUAAAGCUUAAUAUUGAUACACCGAUUAUGCUUAUGCGGAAUAUCGAUCAAUCUGAAGGGUUGUGUAAUGGUACACGACUAAUUUCACCAUGGCCUUUCAAGCUAAGUCGGCGACAGUUUCCAGUAAUAGUGUCGUACUCAACGAUGAUUAACAAGUCACAGGGUCAGUCAUUAGAUUGGGUAGGUCUUUACAUUCCACGCGACGUAUUUACUCAUGGCCAAAUAUAUGUGGAUCUUUCAAGGGUUACAAGCAAGCAAGGUAUCAAAAUUUUGGUCCACGAUGAUAAUGGCACUGCAAAAAAUUCUACUGCAAACGUGGUUUACAAGGAGGUUUUCAACAACGCAUGA
Molecule: messenger RNA, 1200 nt
Organism: Vicia villosa (hairy vetch)
Lineage: Eukaryota; Viridiplantae; Streptophyta; Magnoliopsida; Fabales; Fabaceae
Exons: 4
Coding region: 1-1200 (399 amino acids)
Biological process (GO): DNA repair; telomere maintenance
Molecular function (GO): DNA helicase activity
Source: RefSeq, a predicted model, not a curated record